UAUAUAUGUAUUGAUAUUGCAUAUCAUUAUAGCAAAUGGUGUCAAAAAUUCAAUUAUUGGUCCUCGCGUGGUAUCCCGGGUCCGAAACCCAUACCAUAUUUUGGCAACACUUUAAGCCCAUUCCUAAAGCCCAGACCAUUCGUCGAGAUGGAGUGGUAUAACACAUACGGCCGACUCUACGGUAAAUACAACUGCGGACAACCGGUGCCAAUGGUGGCGGACCCGGCGCUCGUCCGACAAAUACUGGUGAAAGACUUUAACAAAUUCCGGAACCGGGACUUCAAGAAAGUGAGUCAAAUCAUGUCGUCAAACCUGUUCAGCACUCGGGACGGCCACUGGAAACGGAUCCGCGCCAUAGCCAGCCCUACCUUCACAUCGGCUAAACUCAAGCACAUGUAUCCACUAAUCAACUCGUGUUGCGGCGACUUCUUGGCCGCACUCGAGCGGGACGUCAGCGCCGGUAAGUCGGCCGUAGAGUUGAAACGAUUGAUGUGCGCCUACACUAUGGACGUGAUCGCCAGCUGCGCCUUCUCUAUCAAAACCAACUCCUAUAGCGACCCAAACAAUCCGUUCACUACAAAAGCCAACCGCAUAUUGAAUAUGUUUGGCUCGUCUGCGGCCAACCUAUUGAACACAUUAUUACCCGCUUUUCUAUUCAACAAUCGGUUGACUAAAUGUUUGGUAACCAUAGGGUUAACAAAUAUAGUCUUCUUCAUCGGUCUCUCCCAACGGUUAAUCUCUGAGCGCAAAAAGUCGGGCAAAAAACACAACGAUAUCUUACAGUACUUUAUGGACGUCAAGAGAGAAGACAGCAUCCCGUCCACGACUACGGGCGCCGACUCUGACCAACUGAUGGCUGAGAAACAGGCGCUGAGCGGAGUCGUGGAGCGGCGGCUGACCGACGACGAAGUGGUCGCUCAGUCGGUGAUGUUUUUUCUGGCCGGCGUCGAGGGGACGGCAAUCACUCUGUCCUAUUUGGUCUACGAGUUGGCACUCAAUCCCGAUAUACAGGACCUGUUGGUGGCGGAGACGGCGCCGGCGUUUAACGACAGCACCGGUGACAUUGACUACGAGAGCCUUUUACGGCUGCCACUCGUGGACGCCGUGGUGUCGGAAACGUUGCGCAAAUACACGCCGGCCUUGAGUCUAGUGCGUGAGGCCAUGGAGGACGUGGUGCUGACCAAUGAUACCGAUGGAUCCAAGUUUAAGAUUGAGAAGGGUAUGAAUGUUGAGAUACCGGUCUAUGCCAUACACCACGACCCGGACAACUAUCCCGACCCCGAGUGCUUCAAACCCGAGCGAUUUUUGCCCGAGAAUCGCCAUAACCUCAAACCCUAUACAUACCUGCCAUUUGGUGUCGGACCCCGUAAUUGCAUUGGUAUGCGUUUCGCACUGCUCGAGAUCAAAUUAGCCAUGGUCAAACUGGUCCGACAGUUCCGUUUCUACCGUUUGCCCAACACUGAUGUGCCCGCAGUGUUCACUAGGGGUCGGAUAUAUUUACUGUGUCAUAUGGAAAUUGCAUUUCUCCAAAUACAA
This is a messenger RNA of Medioppia subpectinata, 1536 nucleotides long. Lineage: Eukaryota; Metazoa; Arthropoda; Arachnida; Sarcoptiformes; Oppiidae. The record is from the annotation of a GenBank genome assembly.